AUGCAGUGGUUCUUCAUCCCCGCCAUCCUUAUAAUCACUUAUACGCAACAGCUUUCUUGUAGGAUUGAAGGCAACAGGCAGCAGCCGGGAAAGCCUGGAGGAAAAGCCACAGCGAGCAGUGAGCUUCGUCCACGCAAAGAGUUAUGUCAUUGGCCCUGCAGAUGCCCACGUGCGCCCACAUGCAGCCCUGGGGUGAGCCUGGUGAAAGAUGGCUGUGGAUGCUGCAAGAUGUGCGCCAAGCAGUCAGGGCAAGUCUGUAAUGAAGCAGAGGUCUGCGACCCUCACAAAGGGCUCUACUGUGACUACUCUGCAGACAAGCCUAGGUAUGAAAGAGGACUGUGUGCAUAUAUGAUAGCAGUAGGCUGUGAGCUCAAUGGUAUGCACUAUAUCAAUGGCCAAGCCUUCCAGACCACUCCUCUUUAUAAGUGCUUGUGUGUGAACGGUGCAAUUGGAUGUACACCAGUAUUCAUCUCAAAGUCAGCACCUAAUGAAUGCGCCACACUAGAGAGCAGAAAGAAAUCUGAAAACUCCAAUUGUGUUUCAGGACAGCAAAAGGAGCAGCAAUCAACAGGUUACAGAUUAAUGUCAGCUUUCAGAAGUGUACCACUAGUUUUGAAAAAGAAAUGUCUGGUACAAGCAACUCCAUGGACGCCUUGUUCCCAAACCUGUGGCAUUGGUAUAUCUGACAGAGUGAGCAAUGAAAACAGUAAAUGUGAAAUGAGGAAGGAAAAGAGACUAUGCUUUAUUCAACCAUGCCAAGCAAAAUUUCCAAAGCCAUUGAAGAUCCCUAAAGGAAAAAUGUGUCAGCCUACAUUUCAGCUUGCCAAAGCAGAGAAGCUAGUUUUUUCUGGAUGCACAAGUAGACAAACAUACAAACUUACCUUUUGUGGAAUCUGCCUUGACAAGAGAUGUUGCAUACCUAACAAGUCUACAAUGAUUACAGUACAGUUUGACUGUCCUAAGGAAGGCACCUUUAAGUGGAAGAUGAUGUGGAUUACAUCUUGUGUUUGUCAGAAGACAUGCAAUAAUCCCAGAGAUAUAUUUUCUGAACUCAAGCUUUUAUAGACAAUGUAAAUGGCAUUAUGGGAGAGGUGAUCAAUGACAGCACUGGCUAGUAGCAGUGG
Molecule: messenger RNA, 1124 nt
Organism: Elgaria multicarinata webbii
Lineage: Eukaryota; Metazoa; Chordata; Lepidosauria; Squamata; Anguidae
Gene: CCN6
Product: cellular communication network factor 6
Exons: 5
Coding region: 1-1065 (354 amino acids)
Biological process (GO): signal transduction; cell adhesion
Cellular component (GO): extracellular matrix; extracellular region
Molecular function (GO): integrin binding; heparin binding
Source: RefSeq, a predicted model, not a curated record